AUGGACGAGUCGAUUGAUAUUUGCAGUGAAUGGAAUCCAUGUCGGUCGAUCACUCGAAUAAAAGAUGGAUUUAUCAAUUGUCUUAACACGAAGGAUGAAAGUGAGCAGACCGGAAUUGACACUCAGAAGAGUUGUUCGCCUGUUCAACGUCACCGUUUUCGUUGUUCGAUCACUCAACCAACAUGUUUGAGUGUCGUGGCAUUAGGAAAUGGGAAAUCAGAUUGUGAUAAUCGAUUCGAUGAAAUAUGGUUGGGUUCAAAUCGAAAAUUAUCUCAAAUAAGUUGCAAUAAUCAGCGGAAACAUGAAUGCUCUCGUCUGCGGCAAUACAUCGAGCUAUCAUGGAGUUCGAUAGAGAAGGAGCAAAUGGUUCCCAAGCUUGAUCUACCUUUUCGGUCUUAUUGUAAUACAUUUUGGGAUCUCGAUCCAGCAGAAGAUGAGAAUUUGAUGGAAUGUCAACGAUGGUGGAUUUGUGCUUCAGAUCAACUGCGAUGUCCCACGGGACAUUGCAUCGAUGAACAGUGGCGAUGGGAUUAUGAAUGGGAUUGUCCAAAGGCUCACGAUGAGGGGCAAAUACUGGGUAAUCAUGUGCGAGAGAUGCAAAAACGAGCAGCAUCGUUCAAUAUCUCCACAAAUAAAUCCUACUUUCUCCCAAAUACCUGUAAUCAAACAAACUCCUUUCUCUGUCUCGUUCCACGAAUCUCCUAUCCCCAAUUCUACUGUAUCGAUCAAAGACAAAUUGGCGAUGGAAGGAUUGAUUGUGCAGGAGCAAUCGAUGAAAGCAAUACAAUGAAACACUGUUCUCAACCAUUGAAACUUGGACAUCAUUUCAAAUGCGCAUCGAGCAACACUCGCAUUCCGUAUUCUUUGCAUUGUCAACUGGGCUUUCGAUGUCCAAAUCGAGCCGAUGAUGAAUCUUGGUGUUCUCAUCGGAAUAACUCUUCGAACUGUCAAAACGCAAACGAUUUCAUCUGUUGGGAUGGAAGAUGUCUACCGGAGGAUCGAUGCAAUAAAUUCUUCAACUGUCCAUUUUUGGAAGAUGAAUAUAUGUGUGAUUAUCCGAGUUCAUCCAGUCGAAGGAUCAUUCCUUAUCGUGAACGAAAAGAACUUCAAGCAAGAACCAGACCAAAAGCUUUUCAAUUACCGCGAUUUCCUUCUGAUGCAUAUAUCAUCGACUCGAUGGCGACGAGGAACAUCACUGAACAAUUGACAUCAAAUAGUUCGUCAGCCAAUCAUUCAUUCUCGUCAACUUUAUCAGCGUUUUUUCAAUUUGGUGAUCGAUGUGAUAUUGAAGAGGAUCUUUGCCAACCAAACCCGUGUCGUAAUGGUGGUCGAAUGGUCUUUUGGUUUUCAUCCCUGAUCGCGAUUGAACGUGUCUAUAUGACACUUGUUUUGAAUGGUCAAUGGUUGAAACAACCGCACAUCGCUCAAAAACAACGAAAUGAAUUCGUUGGAAUUCGCGAAUCUCAAUAG
This is a messenger RNA of Didymodactylos carnosus, 1470 nucleotides long. NCBI's taxonomy places the organism in Eukaryota, Metazoa, Rotifera, Eurotatoria, Philodinida, Philodinidae. The record is from the annotation of a GenBank genome assembly.